Molecule: messenger RNA, 390 nt
Organism: Vicia villosa (hairy vetch)
Lineage: Eukaryota; Viridiplantae; Streptophyta; Magnoliopsida; Fabales; Fabaceae
Product: ATP-dependent Clp protease proteolytic subunit 5, chloroplastic-like
Exons: 4
Biological process (GO): protein quality control for misfolded or incompletely synthesized proteins
Cellular component (GO): endopeptidase Clp complex
Molecular function (GO): serine-type endopeptidase activity; ATPase binding; ATP-dependent peptidase activity
Source: RefSeq, a predicted model, not a curated record
ACUCCGAAUGGUGAUGCAAGGAAAUUGAGGAAAUUUGUAGAAUUUAGAAAGACUACUCUAAAAUCUCUCCUGAAAGUCGUGUAUGGUGAUGAAUUUUGGGGACCUGAGAGGAGUUUUCGUCAGGGUAUUUGGCCCAUAAGGGAGUAUUUGGGAGUCCCGUCUUCGCCUUAUUUUCCUGUCUAUGCUCAAGAACAAGGACCGCCUCCAAUGGUGCAGGAGCGUUUCCAGAUUGUUAUAAGUCAGGUUUUCCAAUAUAGAAUAAUCUGCUAUGGUGGAGCAAUUGAUGAUAAUAUGGCAAAUAUCAUAGUUUCGCAGCUCCUUUAUCUUGACGUUGUUGAUCCAAUAAGGUAUGUCCUUAUUUUUUUUAGUUUUAUAAAAGUGAUGCUUUAA